GUCCUACUUCAGACUGGCUUUGUCAGGCGAGACUGAAGACGAAAAUAGCGAAAAUUCAGCGAAAGGCAUGAGGGAUCAUUUCCUGAUGUCAUCUGAUUGGAACAAAAAUGAGCUAGACUCUGACACAGAAGAUGAAUUAUAUUGGAAAUAAAAUACUGCUUGAAGGCUUUGCUUUGUGUGGAACUUUUUCUGGGACGUCUGGUGAUUGUCUCAGGAUAUAGAUAUGUCUGACAAAACUAAUUUGGUGGAGGGUGUAGUGCCGGAGUCAUCUCCCCUUAGGAAGAUACGAUCACGGAUGGUGGCGGAUGGCUACAAUGCCUUAGAACAAAAUGGACAUGCUGCCGAACAUGAAAUGGUAGUCCUUGAAGACACAGAUAAGGAUACGCGCAAAAGAGAAGAGCAUGAUCGUGAAAGAAAAAAGCUGCGUCAGAUGACAUUUUUUCUGGGAGUGGCUGUAUUGUUAAUUGUUUUAUUGUCUACAUUGUUGGUUUGGCAACAUUUCAUCACCACAGAAACGCCAUGUGUCAGUCCCUCCUGUGUGGAGUCAGCCGGAUAUAUUGUGUCCAAGAUGGACUUCUCUACAGAUCCCUGCAAGGAUUUUUACACCUACGCCUGUGGGGGGUGGGAGAAGAAGGCGGAGCCUCCACCAAAUAAACCCAAGUGGAGCACGUUCUCAGCGACAUACAAGAAAAACUCAGUUGUGUUGAAAAAUCUUUUAGAGAAAGACGAUGGAAUGUAUUUGGGGAAAACCUCAACGGCUGUGAAAAAAUCCCAGGAAUACUUCAAGCUGUGCAUGAACAACACUGCUGUGGAGGAAAGGGGAAUUACUCCAGCUCUGAAGUUGAUCAAAGAACUAGGGUCGUGGACAGUGACAUCAGACCAGGUUUCUGGUCAGUGGGACAAGAGUAAUUGGAAACCGAUGGAUACCCUGGUGAAAGUACAUAAGUACAAUGAAGCGGCCCUGUUUGGUAUGGGGGUUGGGACAGACGAUAAGAACAACACAGCAAACAUCAUCACAUUUAGCCAGGGUGGCCUGACCCUCAGCUCCAGGGAGGGCUACCUGACCGGUGACCAUGAGAACCUCCACAAGGCCUUCCUCAGGUUCUCCACACAGUACGCCAAACUCCUGGGCGGCGACAACGACACAGAGGCAAAGAUGGAGCAAGUUUAUCAGUUUGAAAAACAGCUAGCUGAGAUUUUCGUUAAGGAAGAAGAUAUGCUGACCCCCUCACAAACCUAUCACAAGAUGACCAUUGCACAAUUUCAGACACUCAUUGGAAAUUCAAUACCACUCCAGGAGUAUCUCACCGCUAUGUUUGGUGAAAACAUCCCAGAGACGGAGAAUGUAAUAGUCACGACUCCAGACUACUUCAAGAAACUUGACCCACUGUUGCAGAAAACUAAACCAGAAGUGUUGGUUGACUAUUUGGUGUGGAGCCUGAUGCAGGCCGUGCCAGGGUACCUUCCAAGUGACUUCUCCAAGGCGGCUCUGGAAUUGGACCGUGUAGAAUCAGGUGUCACAGAGCUCGGACCAAAGUGGUGGCGAUGCGUCUCUAAGGCUGACUCAGCCUUCGGGUUUGCUACAGGUGGCCUGUAUGUGGAAGAUCCAAGCCGGUUUCACCCAGAUACGAAGAAAAAGAUUGAGGACAUUCUGGGUGAGAUCCAAGACACUUUCAUAGAGGAACUGCCCACCGUUGAUUGGAUGUCCCCAGAAGUCAAGGAAAUCGCAAUAGAGAAAGCUCGAGCAGUGAAAAAGAAAGUGGCGUACCCAGACUGGGUAAAACGCCCGUCCAAGCUUGACAAGUAUUAUGAAAAGGUGGUGAUGACUGAUAGCUUCUUUGAAAGCAUGUUGAAUAUAAGAAGAUUUUAUCUGGAAAAGGAUAUGGACAAGCGAGGAAAGCCCCCAGAUGUUAGCAUAUGGAGUCAGACACCAGCAGUUGUGAAUGCUUAUUACAGUCCUUCCCAUAAUUACUUUGCCUUCCCAGCUGGCAUUUUACAACGGCCGUUCUAUGAUCCAGAUUUUCCAGAGCCAUUCAACUAUGGGUCCAUCGGGUUUGUUAUGGGUCAUGAGCUGACACACGGCUUUGACAAUACAGGUCGUCUGUAUGACAAGCAAGGAAACCUGCACAACUGGUGGAACAACCAAUCAUUGGAGGCCUUCAAGGAAAGGUCAAAGUGCAUGAUUGAGCAGUAUGACAAAUACAAAAUACAAGGGAGAUCGGUGAGGGGGGACCGAACUCUGGGUGAGAACAUUGCAGACAAUGGGGGUAUCAAGGUGGCUUAUCGAGCCUAUCAGAAGUGGUUGAUGAACAACACACCUGCCAAGCAGCUACCUGGACUACCUCCCAGCGAUCUCAAGUUGUUUUUUAUUGGGUUUGCUCAGGUGUGGUGCUCAUAUUAUACACCUGCCUAUGCCAGAACAGCCCUUCUCACUGAUGCUCACUCCCCAGCCAAAUACAGAGUGAUAGGAACUUUAUCAAAUUCUGAAGAAUUCAGUGAUGCGUUCAACUGUAGGAAAGGUGCCACACUUAUGAACCCAGAGAACAAGUGUCAGGUGUGGUGAGGUAAUGCAGAGGACCAUACAUCCAAGGGAGGCAACUUCAUAAGUAAAUUAAAGACCAGAAGACAUGGUUUUACCCAUGAAGGCUUGAAGAAGAUGCGUUUUCAACAUUGCCAAAUGGAAUAGAAAAUGUGUAGGCUGCUAACACAACAUUUUAUAAGAAGCUAUCCAGUGUUGAUAUUACUAAUUCAAUGUUCUAAAAUGAGUCUAGGAACUCCUCGCAGUCUAUACUAUAUAUUUUGCAUUUUCUGAAUGUAUCUUACAUGUAUGUGUAAAUUCAGCCAGAAAAAAUGUUUAAAUUGAAUACAAUUUUUAACCGUGCCUUACCAUAUUUGCUUUCUCUCUGUCUUUAUAAUUACGCUUUAUUUUUAACAAGAAUUGAAAUGCUCAAAAAACAACUGGCUGAAUGUUUCAUCUCAUUUUAAUCAGUAUUGCAUGCAUGUUUUUGUGGUUAAGCUUGUAAAAGCCUUGAAAUUUAGACUAUAAAACCAGCCUGAGCUAGAGUUUGUAGAUUGCUGACAUUCUUAUGGAGAAAUUCUGUGAAAUUUCUUAGUACACUUCUCUCUACACAUCUGCAUGUAUGUCAGAAACUGAGAGUUCAUCUAUUAAGGUCAUGUGUAACCAUUGUGAAGGUCUGUCAGCAACCUGCAGAUGGUCGUGGGUUUCCCCCGGGCUCUGCCAGGUUUCCUCCCACCAUAACGCUGGCCGCCGUGGUAUAAGUGAAAUAUUCUUGAGUACAGCAUAAAACAUGUAUCAAAUAAAUAAAUAAAUAGAAUGUUCAUUUCAGAUAGCCUGGAAAAUGUGUGUACAGUGUAUGUAUGCUGCUUCACUAGUUAAGGAUAGGUAGUUUAUGACUAUAGUUUGCACACAUUUUGUUACAGUACUGUAGGAUAGGCAUUAAAGUGGCUGUAGGAUGGACAUAUUGUAGCAGUACUAUAGGAUAGGCAUUAAAAUAGCUGUAGGAUGAACAUAUUGUAGCAGUACUGUAGGAUAGGCAUUAAAGUUGCUCUAGGAUGCACAUUUUGUAGCAGUACUAGAGGAUAGGCAUUGAAGUGGCUUUAGGAUGAACAUAUUGUAGCAGUACUGUAGGAUAGGCAUUAAAAUAGCUGUAGGAUGAACAUAUUGUAGCAAUACUAUAGGAUGUGCAUUAAAAUAGCUGUAGGAUGGAUAUUUGUACAGCUCUAUGAUACAUGGGUAAAGAAUUCAUUUGACCAUAUGGAGAUUACCCAAUCCUUUAAUAUUUGACUUGCUCCAAAACUUUUUAGACACGUUUGUUUACCAUGGCAUGAACACUGAUUGUGCAAUCUUUUGUAGCUUUAUGGCUUCUACGGUUUUGUAUGCUGAAUAGAUGUAUAUGUUGUUUUAAUAGAUGUAUAUUAAAAGUCAUAAGUGGGAAGGUCUGGCAGCAACCUGCGGAUGGUCAUGGGUUUCCUCCCAGGCUCUGCCCGGUUUCCUCCCACCAUAAUGCUGGCUGUCAUCAAAUGAGUGAAACAUUCUUGAGCACAGCGGAAAACACCAAUCAAAUAAAUAAAUAAAUAUUGAAAGUCGUUAUUUAGUCCACUUAUUUUCCAAGGUUAAAAGUAUAUACUUUUCAACACUUUUUUACUGUUCCUUUUUUUUAAAGAAUCUAUUUAGAACUGGGCAUGAUCUCACCCAGCAAUAUUCAGUUGUGUGUCAGUGUGAUAAUUACAAGAGCUUUCUAUUCUAUUUGUGAAUAGAAAAUGGGAUUAAUAAACCUCUUCAGAUUUGGUAGGAAAAGUUGUUUUCUAAAUAAUUUUCAAAUUACCUUUUAGGGGUAAAUACAGUGUCUAAGUUAUUUUAAAAAAAUAUUCCUACAUUGAUUGUUAUUUCUGCCCAGUGAUGGGUGAUGUGAUGUCUUCGUUACAAACACACAGUUUAGUUGAUACAUAUAUAUGGUUUAUUUGUAUAUAAAUGAAACUGGGUGGGUAGCCGACAUUAAGCACCAUGUAGUGCCCAGUUUUUUAAUGUUCACCAUUUGUCAUCAUGGCAGUGGAUGGCGUUCAAUGGCCUGUGCAAGGGGAAGCAAAUCUUGUAACUCUGGAACAACAGCACCCUCUGCAUUGUUGAAUAGCAGCUGUGACUGUCCAUUUUGUAUUGUUCCCAGUGCUUAAGAAUUACAAGAUUUGCCUGAGUUUAUGGAAAGUCUGUGAACCUGAUUAAGAUAUUGAUUCAGGACACGGGUCAAAAUGGUUUUUAUGGUAUUGCUAAAAUUUUAUGUUUGAUUAACAGGGAGAGGAUGUUCUUAGGCUCAACAUAUGCAUAAACAUGACAGGCUGACAAUAAGAGCCAUUUGUGGAAUUGUGAUAUUUUCACAUUGUCUUUCAGCGAUACAUGUGUCUGUAUUUGUCCAGUGUACAAUGUCCUUGUGUCAUUUGUAUGUGAUAGUCAAAAAUCAAAAAUACACUGGGUGGCAUACACAGACAGCAGUUUCCUCCCAUGGGGUGGCAUACACAGACAGCAGUUUCCUCCCAUGGGGUGGCUUACACAGACAGCAGUUUCCUCCACCCAUAAAUCUCACCGUCUCAGACUUUAAUCAAAAACCAAGCUAUGUGUCCUAAUAUACACAACCUUUCUUUUGUUUUCUGUGCUGCCCAAGUUUGUAGAUGUUAGCCAGAAAAGGCAGCCUUAUUUGUAAAGUGAUUCCAUAAAUAUAAUAAUUAGACCAAGCUUAAUUUUUACAAGACUUUGUAAUUCAAUUUUUUUUUAUGUUGUGAUAACUUUGUUGUAAAUCCCAUUCCCUUAAAGAUUUUUUACCUCUACUACAUAAUUCCUGAAAAGAUUUAGGGGUGAAACACAAAUAGGAUGCCUUUCAAAAGUUGCCUUUGUAAAUCUUUCCAUGGUUUAGCUUUGCUUUAGUGUAGCAAUGAUGUAUAAUUUUGACAAUGUAGUAAACGCAAAUUGAGUAACCUUAGGUUUUAUGGGUGUAGUCAAAUUUUCAACCACUGGUGAAUUUUUUCAGACAGAAUAGUAGAAAUAAAUCUCCCAGAAAAGGAAAAGUCUUUAGUUUAGGUUUUCAGGAUUAGGUUUUAAGAAUUGUGUGGACCAUUGUUUUAAACUAAUACUGAAAUAUUGAAUACUAACAACGACUUUUUCCAGAGCUAGUUCCAAUUGUGAUGAAAUGUAUCCAAUAUGCAAUGUGUAUCUUUGAGUGUGUGUGUUGGGCAGUAAUGUUCAUAAAACAUGAACUACAAGCAACAUGUGCAAUUCAUGUAUUAGAAGAAGACAGUGAUGUAUGCAGUAGUGGUACUCACCAUAAACUAAGCCGCAUUUGCUUUCUUGUUCAAGCCUCAGUAUUUGCGUGUAUAUUAGACAAUGCUAUGUAAAAGUGGUAUUCGCCAUGAAGUGCCUUUAUUGUAAGUAUUUUGUCCAAAUAUGAGUAAUUUGUCUUUGAGGCAGUGAGAUAUAUUACUGUAUAUGUACAUGUAUAUAUAAGCAGUUGUGGUAUUCACCAUAAA
Molecule: messenger RNA, 6036 nt
Organism: Liolophura sinensis
Lineage: Eukaryota; Metazoa; Mollusca; Polyplacophora; Chitonida; Chitonidae
Product: endothelin-converting enzyme 1-like
Exons: 18
Coding region: 224-2563 (779 amino acids)
Biological process (GO): protein processing
Cellular component (GO): plasma membrane
Molecular function (GO): metalloendopeptidase activity
Source: RefSeq, a predicted model, not a curated record